CGAUUUGUUUUCAAUUUUUGAAUCAUUGUGGUUGUAAGAUGGCAGAAGGUGCAGGGAAGGGAGAAAAUCCUGAAAGUAGGAAAGAACUACAGGUUCUCAUUGAUCAAAUCAACUCAGAACCACAUUACAGAGUGAUUCCGAAAGAUGAGUAUGAGAUGUUAGUUAAGAACAGUCACAUGUCGACUAAGCCUCCCAUAACAAGUACCCCUAGGGCUCCCUUUGCUCAUUUAGGUAUUGGUGCUAAGCCUAAAUUUUCACCUAGAGUAUCCUUACCAACCCCUGGGUUACUUAAUACAUCUGCUCUAUAUCAGAACCCCAAUUCAAACCCUGUGAAUCUCUCUACAUACCAGAACCCCAACCCAACCCCUGUAAAACUCCCAACAUUUAGUGGAGAACAAAUUCAAAAGGGUGAAGUAAGUUUUGACGUGUGGUCAUAUGAAGUUAGAUGUUUAAAAACUCAGUAUCCUGAAAGUGUUAUUUUACAGUCUGUUAGAAGCUCUUUGAAAGGUACUGCCAGGGAGAUGCUGAUUCCUCUCGGAGAAACAGCGACAGUUGACAUCAUUCUUCAGAAACUUGAUGACUUUUACGGAAACGUCUACACUGCAGAAAACAUUAUGCAGAGUUUCUACAGUGAUUACCAAAGAGAAGACACAAACUCAGAAUUCCUUUAGUGGAAAUAGGGGCAAUUCCUAUGGCUACAGGAAAAGUGACCAGCGUUUUCGAGGAAGAGGAAGUUUCCGACAACAGUCUGGUAAUAACAGAGGUUAUGGUAACAACCAAAGAGGUAAACCUUUAAACUAGUUUCAUCUUCUGUUGCGGGGCGAACAGGAGAUAAAUUCAAGAAAAGCCCUUACUCAACAAAACCACAAAAUGGAAAUUUGUUGGACAGACUAGUUGGUGGUUCUAACGAAUCAGAAAUCAUUGUUUCUGGAGUAAAGACAAAAGCACUUAUUGACUCUGGCUCAGUUGUUACUUGUAUAUCAGAAGAAUUUUAUAAUUCAUUACACCCAAAGCCAGAACUUUUCAGUAUUACAGAAUUUGGAUUAAGUGUACAUAGUGCUAAUGGGGGUGAAUUACCCUACAGAGGAUACAUUGAAUUAGACAUAUGUGUACCAUGUCUACAUAACGGUACACACUGUAUUCCUGCUCUUGUGGUACCACAAACAAACUAUUCAAAAAGUGUUCCUAUCAUUAUUGGUACUAAUUUUAUUCGUAUUUGUAG
Molecule: messenger RNA, 1222 nt
Organism: Magallana angulata
Lineage: Eukaryota; Metazoa; Mollusca; Bivalvia; Ostreida; Ostreidae
Exons: 2
Coding region: 39-671 (210 amino acids)
Source: RefSeq, a predicted model, not a curated record